GAGCGUGGCGGGCGGGCGCUGGGCCGGCUCGUCCUGCAGCUUCGGCCUCUUGGCGCGCGGCGCCUCCGCUGCCAUCUUCAUGCUCGCGCCGAGGAGCCGCGGCUAUUUUUACAGAAAAUGAUCCACAGUCUGUUUCUUAUAAACUCUUCUGGUGACAUAUUCUUGGAGAAGCACUGGAAGAGUGUUGUCUGCCAAUCCGUGUGUGAUUAUUUCUUUGAAGCUCAGGAGAGAGCUGCAGAUGUGGAAAAUGUGCCUCCCGUCAUCCCCACACCUCACCACUUCCUCAUCAGCAUCUACCGAGAUAGAAUCUUUUUUGUGUCUGUCAUACAGACUGAGGUGCCACCUCUUUUUGUCAUUGAAUUCCUCCAUCGGGUAGCAGACACUUUCCAGGAUUACUUCGGAGAAUGUUCUGAAACUGCCAUUAAAGACAACGUUGUUAUUGUGUAUGAGCUUCUUGAAGAAAUGCUGGACAAUGGUUUUCCCCUGGCAACGGAAUCCAAUAUCUUGAAGGAGCUUAUUAAACCGCCCACAAUCCUGCGCUCGGUGGUCAAUUCUAUCACAGGUAGCAGCAACGUGGGGGACACUCUUCCAACUGGCCAGCUGUCCAACAUUCCUUGGCGAAGAGCAGGAGUGAAAUACACAAAUAACGAAGCCUACUUUGACGUGAUUGAAGAAAUUGAUGCCAUCAUAGACAAAUCUGGCUCCACGGUCUUUGCAGAAAUCCAAGGUGUCAUCGAUGCUUGUAUCAAGCUCUCAGGGAUGCCAGAUCUUUCACUUUCUUUCAUGAACCCAAGACUCCUGGACGAUGUUAGUUUUCACCCUUGCAUUCGAUUCAAGCGCUGGGAAUCCGAAAGAGUCCUCUCCUUCAUUCCUCCAGAUGGAAACUUCAGACUGAUUUCCUACAAAGUCAGCUCUCAAAACUUGGUGGCUAUUCCAGUGUAUGUGAAACAUACAAUUAGUUUCAAAGAGAAUUCAUCUUCCGGAAGAUUUGAUGUUACCAUUGGGCCUAAACAGAACAUGGGGAAGACAGUUGAAGGAGUCGUCAUGACUGUUCACAUGCCCAAAGCUGUACUCAAUAUGAGCCUGACACCUACUCAAGGCACUUACACAUUUGAUCCUGUCACUAAGGUGUUGACAUGGGAUGUUGGCAAAAUCACCCCUCAGAAGCUGCCUAGUCUUAAAGGAAUGGUCAAUCUGCAGUCUGGAGCUCCGAAGCCAGAGGAAAACCCAAGUUUGAAUGUUCAGUUCAAGAUCCAACAGUUGGCUAUUUCUGGACUGAAAGUAAACCGCCUUGACAUGUAUGGAGAAAAAUACAAACCAUUUAAAGGUGUGAAGUACAUCACAAAGGCAGGGAAGUUCCAAGUACGAACAUGAAGCUUAAGAACUCUGCUUUCCUGGCAGAUGGAUGGGGUGUAUGUGUGUGUGUGUGCAUUUUCCAGCCUCAGAGAAAAAUGAGCAUUAAUUACUUUAAAUUCCUCUUAAAUGCCAAUUUCAGCCAUUCCUCAAUUUAUCCAUUCCACGCACUAUUGAUUUUCAUAUAUAGUAAUAGUUAAAUUGGUCUUUUUCUACGUGGUUUUCAAAGAGAAAUGUUCUGUAAGUAGGACUGGCUGUUCUGGUGGACUCUGUGGAUCUCAGCUUGUAGUUACCACCUGGGGCUGUCCUUUGAACCAGCUAAGACUGAACACUGCCAAGCAAACCACCAAAGCACAAGGAGGAGGGUAUUGAGUUGGACAGAAAGGAAGCCCAUUUUGGAUAGCUAGCCGAGAAAGAAAUAUUACUGCAACCUGUUACUGAAAACGAAUCUCUGAGAAAGCCCUGCCAUUUCCAACUUUAAUGGAACAAAAAAGCCUUUUUCUGCAGGAUUUACAGCACCCUGCCUUUUUAAACAGAACUGCCUUAUCAGCUUGAGAAUUCAGCAGACAAUCUGUAGCCAAUGUUAGAUUUUUCUGCAAUUUGCUUUGAAAAUGAAUGAAUGCGAGUAUAGAACCUGAUCUGUUUCAAUUACCUCUGCAUUACAGAUGUCACACCUCAUGCUGUUU
Molecule: messenger RNA, 2039 nt
Organism: Candoia aspera
Lineage: Eukaryota; Metazoa; Chordata; Lepidosauria; Squamata; Candoiidae
Gene: AP3M1
Product: adaptor related protein complex 3 subunit mu 1
Exons: 9
Coding region: 118-1374 (418 amino acids)
Biological process (GO): intracellular protein transport; endocytosis
Cellular component (GO): clathrin adaptor complex; cytoplasmic vesicle
Source: RefSeq, a predicted model, not a curated record